CAUACAAGAACGUUUGCAAUGAAGUUGUGGUUUAUACUGUCGUUAUUUAUAAGCGGUUACGUCGCUUUGCCGUCGCCAGUGUAUAAUGAAGCACCUUAUCAACGUUAUUUAAACUUUCCCGACGCGGAAGGUAUACUUCAAACAAUUGAUUUAGAAGUACAACCAGAUUUUCAGCUGCUAAAUGAAAUUGAAAAUGAUUCCGCGAACAACCUCUAUUCAUUAUUCACGCGUGCAAACCCCACAAGCCCUCAAACGUUGGUCAUGGACGAUGCAGAAUCAAUAACUGCAUCAAACUUCAAUCCCGAACGUCCGACGGUCGUCAUCGUUCACGGAUGGGUCAGCAAUCAAAAUACUGGAAUCAACACUGUUUUAAGAGACGCGCAUCUCGAAAAAGCGGAUUGCAACGUGAUCGUAUUAGACUGGGAGAAACUCGCCAGUUCUGAUUAUGUCACAGCUUCGUUCGGCGUGCCCGCAGUGGGACAAGGCUUAGGGAGAUUUUUGGCAUUUUUGAACUCCGUCACGGAGGCACCUUAUUCGUCUAUGCAUCUGGUUGGCUUCAAUCUCGGUGCCCACAUCGUAGGUAACGCUGGAAAGGAACUAGGUGGACAGAUCGCUCGGAUCACAGGCUUAGAUCCUUCGGGCCCACUUUGGACUGGUAAUCAGAAUCGUUUGAAUGCUUCCGACGCUGUUUAUGUAGAGGUUAUCCAUACUGAUGGACCUUCUGGUGUUAACCCUACCUAUGGAUUAGGUAUCGGUAUCCCGAUCGGUACUGCCGACUUCUUCCCUAAUGGUGGUUAUUCCCAACCUGGUUGUUUGACCAGUAUUUGUGACCACAAUCGAUCGUGGGAACUGUACCGUGCUAGCGUAACCUACAACCAUCUAAUUGGACGCAAAUGCGUCAAUAUGGUGCAAAUGUUAAUGAACAUAUGCCGAGGAACUAGUUUCCACAUGGGUAAUGACAACUUGACAAAGUCUGAAUCUGGAAUAUUCCGCCUGGACACAGGAUGGAGAUAUCCGUAUUAAAUUUACCACUAAACCAGUCUCACUAACAUAAA
Messenger RNA from Papilio machaon (common yellow swallowtail), 1055 nucleotides. Its product is annotated as pancreatic lipase-related protein 2. The transcript has 6 exons. Gene Ontology annotation, molecular function: lipase activity. Gene Ontology annotation, biological process: lipid metabolic process. NCBI's taxonomy places the organism in Eukaryota, Metazoa, Arthropoda, Insecta, Lepidoptera, Papilionidae. Bases 19 to 1023 code for a protein of 334 amino acids. The record is from RefSeq and is a predicted model, not a curated record.